Messenger RNA from Vitis riparia (riverbank grape), 876 nucleotides. RefSeq lists its product as uncharacterized. NCBI's taxonomy places the organism in Eukaryota, Viridiplantae, Streptophyta, Magnoliopsida, Vitales, Vitaceae. The record is from RefSeq and is a predicted model, not a curated record. The coding region runs from base 1 to 876 and encodes 291 amino acids. The transcript is spliced from 2 exons.
AUGGUUACUGUCAAGGUAUUACUCUCUCUUGCUUCUAUUUACAAUUGGCAUUUGACUCACCUUGAUGUCAAUAAUGCAUUUUUGCACGGUGAUCUGUCUGAAGAAGUUUUCAUGCAUCUUCCUCCUGGUUAUCACCGUGAGGGGGAGCCUUUAUUACCUUCCAACACAGUUUGCUUUCAACAAUCUCAUUCAGAUUAUUCUCUAUUUAUCAAGACAGCAGGAAAUGAUUUUAUUGCUUUGUUAGUGUAUGUUGAUGACAUAAUAGUUGCUAGUAACAACAAGAUUGCUACUGAUAAUUUGAAGAAUUCUCUUAACAAAAGCUUCAAAUUAAAGGAUCUAGGAAAUCUCAAGUAUUUUCUUGGACUUGAAGUAGCUAGAUCAGCUAAAGGGAUCAUGAUAAACCAGAGAAAAUAUGCUCUGGAACUCCUAUCUGAAAUAGGCUACUUAGGAUGCAAACCUGCCAAAACUUCAAUGCAACCGAAUAAGCAACUUUCUCAAGAUGAUGGAGAGCUGCUAACAGAUCCCAGCAUGUACAGAAGGCUCAUAGGAAAGCUUAUAUACCUUACUAUCACCAGGCCAGACCUAACUUACUCGGUGAACAAGUUGAGCCAAUUUCUAAGUCAACCGAGGAGACCCCAUUUGCAAGCAGUCUACAGGAUUCUUCAAUAUAUCAAAGGAUCACCAGGCAAAGGUAUUUUCUUCUCAGAUUCUGAUUGGGCAGCAUGCCCAGAUUCUAGAAAAUCAGUCGCUGGAUUUUGUAUAUUUCUUGGAGAUUCUUUGAUAUCAUGGAAAUCAAAAAAGCAAAGGACAGUUUCAAGAUCCUCAGCUGAAGCAGAGUAUCGAGCAAUGGCUCAUGUGACUUGUGAGCUAACAUAG